AUGGCUACACUCGGAUGUGUGUUUUGUGGAGCUGAUGAAACGGUGGUCCAUGUGCUUCUCCAAUGCCCCAUGGCUAUUGCUUCUUGGUCUCUAUUUCCGGCCUGGGCUCACUUUAAUACUGAUUCCACAGAGGAGUUCAAGAUGUGGUUCCAUGGAUUUGCUGCGGAUCACCCCACUCAUGAGCUAGAGAAAGUCAUGGUGUGCAUGUGGAUGCUGUGGUUUGAGAGGAAUCAAAUGAUCUGGACAGGACGUCAUCGGAGUUCAACAGAAGUUGUGAGUGGAGCAAUGUACUGUCUGCAGGAGUUUCAGGAGUUACACCCCCCUCCCAAGAAACAUAUUUCACGUGCCAAAGCCAAAUGGCUACGGCCACCGACUGGAGCUAUUAAAAUAAAUGUGAGUGGAAUGUUUCAUGUUGAAUCCAGCUUUGGUGGGGUUGGUUUGGUGGUCCGAAAUUAUACAGGUGCUUUUCUUGCAUGCAAGUUGGUUGUGCUACGUGGAGUAUCAAAUCCCAUGCAUGCCAAGCUAGUUGCAUUAAGAGAAGGCUUAAUCUAUGCUGCCAAAUGGUCCAACUUGGACUGUCAUAUAGAAGGGGAUUCUCAAGGCGCUCUACACUCAGUACAACAGGGCCAAGCUGAUCUGUCCCACCUUGGUUGCCUAAUUGAGGAUUGUAAAACACUUUUGGCCAAACAAGAGCGUGUCUAUUUGAGGUUUACAGAGAGGAAGGCUAAUGGGGUUGCAACUCGCCUGGCACACUAUGCUCUACACUCCCAGGAAGCAGCAGAAUGGGUUACUGAUCCCCCAGUUUUCCUACAGGAUGUUCUGUUUUCUGAUGUUAUGUAA
Prunus armeniaca (apricot) is the source of this 840-nucleotide messenger RNA. Lineage: Eukaryota; Viridiplantae; Streptophyta; Magnoliopsida; Rosales; Rosaceae. The record is from the annotation of a GenBank genome assembly.